Molecule: messenger RNA, 2920 nt
Organism: Musa acuminata AAA Group (dessert banana)
Lineage: Eukaryota; Viridiplantae; Streptophyta; Magnoliopsida; Zingiberales; Musaceae
Product: probable protein S-acyltransferase 22
Exons: 9
Coding region: 670-2538 (622 amino acids)
Biological process (GO): protein targeting to membrane; peptidyl-L-cysteine S-palmitoylation
Cellular component (GO): Golgi apparatus; endoplasmic reticulum
Molecular function (GO): protein-cysteine S-palmitoyltransferase activity
Source: RefSeq, a predicted model, not a curated record
UGCCCGACGGUGAUUGCCAAGGGCUAAGUUCAACAGAAUAGCACAAUCUCCUCUAUGAUCUCUGACCCCAAGCCCUAGUUCUUGCCUAAGGUAACAGCGACAUAUUGGGACCGUAGGCUGUAGGGAGCCAAUUAGGUUAUCUUGGUAAUUAUAAGAUCAAACGAGGCUAACUAGCACAAUCUGAACUCUCGCUUCUCUCGCUCUCUUUCUCUCUCUCCCUCGAUGCUGGAGGAGCACCAUCUGAAAGUCUCUGUCUUGAGGCUAUUUGCCUCGAGCAUACCAGCCAGAUCGUUUGUUCUUGGGAAAGGUUUCACAGGACAAGAACAGCCCAACAGCGCAUUGCUUUCCCCCAUAAGUCUGAACUCUUGAGUGCAUUUAUGGUUCCUGAAGCAAGAAUUCUUUUCCCCUUUUCACUUAUCCCAUAUCACUGAUCUUCUUAUUUAGCAUGCUGAGGUUCCAAUACUGAAGGCUUAUGGUUUCCAUCUGUGGCCACAUCCUUUAUCCAUCGUUAUUCCCCUGAUAAAAGAGAUUUAAGGGAGAAGAGGACAUCUCUCUCUCUCUUUUUAUUUCUUUCUUGUGUGGGUUCAAGUUGGACUUUGGCUUCUUCAAAUCUAAAUCUUAAGCCAUCUCUCAGCUUGGUAUUUCUCCCAUCGACCAGGAUCUGGAAAAAUGAGGAAGCAUGGGUGGCAGCUUCCUUACCAUCCUCUUCAGGUGGUAGCAAUAGCCGUUUUUCUUGCACUGGGGUUUGCUUUCUAUGUGUUCUUCGUCCCAUUUGUUGGAAAGAAGCUGUUUCAGUAUGUGAUAAUGGGGCUUUACACUCCCCUGGUUAUGUGCGUCUUUUGCUUAUACGUGUGCUGUGCAGCAACAGAUCCUGGUGACCCUGGUAUUUUCAAAUCCAAGAAGCAUCUUAAAGUAGAGGAUCACAGAGAACAGAAUCUUGCCGAGGUAUCUAAGCAAGAAGGCUCAACAAAGGAACUAAACAUUGAAACAACUGCCGAAAUGCAACUUGAUGGGAACAUCAACUCGGAUGCCACUAGGGAUGAAUUGCAUUCUGAAAGUGAGAGAUUGCCUGGCUACACUAUGACUUGGAUGGCAGCAUUUUUGAGCUGUUGUGGAAUGUCUUUUAUGUGUAAUUGGUGUCAUUCACAUGAGCAGUCUUCUGAACAGCAACUGAGUGAGGAAGGCAUGUUUUACUGCAGUCUGUGUGAUGUUGAGGUGUUGAAGUAUAGUAAGCAUUGUAGAGUUUGUGACAAAUGUGUGGACGGAUUCGAUCAUCAUUGUAGGUGGAUCAACAACUGUAUAGGAAGAAAAAACUAUAAAAGGUUCUUCAUCCUCAUGGCAUCUUCUCUUCUCUUGCUUAUUCUGCAGUGGUUGAUUGGGAUCCUCGUGUUAAUACUCUGUUCUCUUGAACGAAAGCGGUUCUCUGCAGAAAUCAUCUCAAAGUUGGGAAGCAGCUUCUCUUUAAUACCAUUUAUCGUGGUGGUGGCUUCCUGUACCUUCUUAGCCAUGGUUGCCACUCUACCAGUCGCACAACUUUUCUUCUUCCACAUACUUCUGAUAAAAAAGGGAAUCAGUACGUAUGAUUACAUCAUAGCUUUGAGGGAGCAGGAGCAGGAACAACAUGCUGUUGAUGAACAACAAAGUCCACAAAUGUCUCAAGUGAGUUCCUUCACCGGAAUAAGCAGCACCAGUUCUUUCAAUGCAUUUCAUCGAGGGGCAUGGUGUACUCCACCAAGACUAUUCCUUGAAGAUCAGUUUGAUGUUGUACCCCCAAAGAUUGGCACAUCUGCAAAUUACACAAGCAAGAAGAUGAUGCCAGAGGAACAAGUCAAGAAAAGGAAUGCUGGAACUGUCAAAAUUAGUCCAUGGACCCUUGCUCAUCUUAAUGCCGAAGAAGUUUCAAAAGCUGCUGCGGAGGCAAGGAAGAAAUCCAAAAUCCUGCAGCCAAUUGUUAGACGAGAAGUUCUGCAGGGGCAAGACGCAGAGAACAAUAUUGGCAGAAUUGUCCUGAGGCCUGAUAACCAUAGUCGGAUGAACAAAAGAGGAAGGAUUCCAGUUGACCUUCCUCUUGAACCUCUUGCAAAAGUUUCUGCUAGUGCAACCGACGGUAAUGUCAGCGACCUGGUUCCUAAAACAUCCUCCAGUUUAGCACCCCUGCAGCUUGAAGCCCGUAGUGCUUUUUGGCCUAACAGGCCGAUGCCAUCUGCUAGAGUUAUUGCUUCUUCUCCUGAUAGUAGUUUGGACUCACCUGAUCUACAUCCAUUUCGCAUUUCCUCUUCGGGAACCGAGGAAGCACGAGGUCUCAAUUCCAUUUCCAACCCAGGCAUUAUCCCACCGAGGGGGAUUCAGCGCUCAAGAUCAACCAGUGACGGGUACGAAGCAUCUGGUGGUGAAGACAGCGACCGGAUUCCGUCAAGGAUAGUCCACAGGUCAUCCAACUGGGCUAGCAUUGUCCUUGGCUCUGAACAUAGUCAGAUAGUGGAUGAUCUGAAGGCCUCAUCCUCCGCAAGCUCGCAACUAUACACUAGACCACAGUAAUGCAACACGAGAUCAGAUACUUGAUGCAAAGGCUCGACUUCCCGGCAGACCGAUUGAAUUUCCCCAUAGAAAAUGUGUUAUUGAGUGGAGUUCCAACAAUGGAUGGAAAUGAUCGGAAGCUGAUCUCUCUUACAAGAGAUAUUUUGGUGCUGUGACUUGCAACUAUUGCUUGGAAUGUAAUGGUGCCACCUCGACACGUGUUAUUAUCGGCUAUCAUGCUUGAACAUAUUCACCAGUUUCUCUGGUCUCAGUUCUAUUAUUGUAUCUACCCUAAUUUGGCAUGUUUAUUAUGUUUGAAUUGACAUACUAAGCUUGACUGAUGUGGUAGCACUUCGGAAAUCUUGUAAUGCCAUUUUAAGAUUAUCAAUUUCUUUUUCUACUA